Penicillium cinerascens is the source of this 2277-nucleotide messenger RNA. RefSeq names its product bifunctional anthranilate synthase/indole-3-glycerol-phosphate synthase. The coding region runs from base 1 to 2277 and encodes 758 amino acids. Gene Ontology annotation, cellular component: cytosol. The transcript has a single exon. NCBI's taxonomy places the organism in Eukaryota, Fungi, Ascomycota, Eurotiomycetes, Eurotiales, Aspergillaceae. Gene Ontology annotation, molecular function: anthranilate synthase activity; indole-3-glycerol-phosphate synthase activity; phosphoribosylanthranilate isomerase activity. Gene Ontology annotation, biological process: L-tryptophan biosynthetic process. The record is from RefSeq and is a predicted model, not a curated record.
AUGGCGGACUUCGUUGACCACUCCCCCCACCAUCCCACCAAAGCUGCGAAGCUGGACAGCGCGUCCAAUGUUAUUCUGAUUGACAACUACGACUCUUUCACCUGGAAUGUCUAUCAAUACCUGGUCCUCGAGGGAGCUACGGUCACUGUCUUCCGCAACGAUGAAGUUACUGUGGACGACUUGAUCGCAAAGAACCCAACCCAGCUGGUCAUCAGUCCUGGCCCUGGUCACCCGGAAACAGACGCGGGAAUUAGCAACGCUGCGAUCCAGUACUUCAGCGGAAAGAUCCCGAUCUUUGGUGUGUGCAUGGGUCAACAAUGCAUCAUCUCCUCCUUUGGCGGCAAGGUCGAUGUGACGGGCGAGAUUCUCCAUGGCAAGACCUCGGUUUUGAAGCAUGACUCCAAGGGCGUCUACGAGGGAUUACCCACCGUCCUUUCUGUCACUCGAUACCACUCUCUUGCGGGAACCCACUCGACCAUCCCGGAGUCAAUGGAAGUGUCCUCGUGGGCCGAGCUCGAGAACGGUAGCGGCAACAUUAUUAUGGGAGUCCGACACAAACAGCUUACUGUCGAGGGUGUGCAGUUCCACCCUGAGAGUAUUCUGACGGAGUACGGGCGGAAGAUGUUCAGGAACUUCCUCACUCUCACCUCGGGUACUUGGGAUGGGAACAAGCAGAGUGCGACACGAGCUACCAAGACUCCCGCUCCAGCUGACAAGAAGGUGUCCAUUUUGGAGAGGAUCUACGCCCACCGUAGGAAUGCCGUCGCUGAGCAGAAGCAGAUCCCUGCACUGCGACCAGAGGCGCUGCAGGCUGCCUAUGACCUCAACAUCGCACCGCCCCAAUUGUCCUUCCCUGCCCGAUUGAGACAGUCGGAUUAUCCUCUUUCAUUGAUGGCAGAAAUCAAGCGAGCAUCUCCUUCCAAGGGUAUUAUUUCGGCAGAUGUAUGUGCUCCUGCUCAAGCCCGCGAGUACGCCAAGGCCGGCGCCAGUGUUAUCUCUGUUCUCACGGAGCCCGAGUGGUUCAAGGGGACGAUUGACGAUCUCCGAGCAGUGCGUCAGAGCCUGGAAGGUAUGACCAACCGUCCGGCUCUCUUGCGGAAGGAGUUUGUGUUUGAUGAAUAUCAAAUUCUUGAGGCACGAUUGGCUGGUGCCGAUACCGUUCUCCUGAUUGUCAAGAUGCUUAGUGUGGAGCUUCUUACGCGGUUGUACCGGUACUCUCAGAGCCUUGGAAUGGAGCCCCUCGUUGAGGUCAACACACCCGAGGAGAUGAAGAUCGCAGUUGAACUGGGAUCCCAAGUGAUCGGUGUUAACAAUCGCGACCUGACGAGCUUUGAGGUCGAUCUUGGAACUACAAGCCGUCUUAUGGACCAAGUCCCUGAGACCACCAUCGUGUGUGCUCUCAGUGGUAUUACAGGCCCUAAGGAUGUGGAAGCUUACAAGAGGGACGGUGUGAGGGCUAUCCUUGUGGGAGAGGCCUUGAUGCGGGCCCCAGAUACCUCUGCCUUUGUGGCACAUCUUUUGGGUGGGUCAAAGGCUGCAUCGAAGUCAACAAACCCUCCGUUGGUCAAGAUUUGCGGUACUCGAUCUGAAGAGGCUGCCAAGGCCGCCAUCGAAGCCGGUGCUGACUUAAUUGGUAUCAUCCAGGUCCCUGGGCGGUCAAGAACGGUCUCAGAUGAUGUGGCUCUCCGUAUCUCUCGGACUAUCCAGUCAACACCCCGUCCCGGGACUCAACAGACCGCUGCAUCGCAGCAAAUAUCAAACGCCACUUCUUCGGAAUGGUUUGAUUAUUCCGCCAGCGUCUUGCGGCACCCGUCUCGCGCAUUGCUUGUGGGUGUUUUCAUGGACCAGCCUCUUUCCUAUAUCCUUGACCAGCAGCAAAAGCUUGGACUCGACGUUGUGCAGCUCCACGGUUCUGAGCCUGUGGAAUGGGCUAGCUUGAUCCCUGUGCCCGUCAUUCAUAAAUUCGCACCUGGAGACAUUGGUAUUGCGCGCAGGGCAUACCACAGUCUUCCUUUGUUGGAUUCUGGUGCCGGUGGUUCUGGCGAGCUCUUGGAGAUGGCUGGUGUUCAACGGGUUCUCAACAGCGACGAGGGUUUGCAAGUGAUUUUGGCCGGCGGAUUGCACUCGGAUAAUGUUGUGGACAUCGUCAAGAAACUUGGCGAAUCGGGUUCGAAGGUGGUGGGCUUGGAUGUCAGUUCCGGUGUGGAAACCAACGGCUCUCAGGAUCUGGACAAGAUUCGAGCGUUCGUAAAGGCUGCCAAGAGCAUUCGCGCAUGA